This is a messenger RNA of Paramecium tetraurelia, 4878 nucleotides long. RefSeq lists its product as uncharacterized. Gene Ontology annotation, molecular function: protein binding. Lineage: Eukaryota; Ciliophora; Oligohymenophorea; Peniculida; Parameciidae. The record is from RefSeq and is a predicted model, not a curated record. The transcript has 8 exons. Gene Ontology annotation, biological process: cilium assembly. Gene Ontology annotation, cellular component: axoneme.
AUGUUUAGUAAAAAGUGGUUUAAUUUAUUUAGUGAUUGCACAGCGUUUACUGGAGACAAAUGGGAGUUGCUUGAAUAAGACACGAUUGGCUUUUUGGCAGGAAAUACUUUAUGUAAGUGGAAUCUAGAAAAUAAUAGCAAGAGCUUUGUGCAUUCUUAGAGACAAGGGUUUUAGUGUUUUACAGUUCAUUAUAGGAAAAACAUUUUGGUUGUGGCAGAAUAUGGGCUGAAUCCAAUAGUUCAUGUUUAUGAUAAUGAAAAUGAAUAUGAUUUGGUUGGCGUGAGUCCAUUGGAAAUACUUUAAAUGGAAGUGUCUAAUUGUGGACGUUAUUUGUUGGUGAUUUUGGGAGUACCAAAAUUUGAAAUUUGUUUAUGGGAUUUGAAGGAGAAGUGCAGAAUCAAAGGAAAGUUUAGUUAAUUGCCAUUGAAGUUGAAUUUUAUAGAGGCCAAAUUCACAAUAUUAGGUGAACGAAUUCUAAUUCGAUACGCAAACUAGUUGUAAUUAUAUUAAAUUACACCUCAUUAUGAUAAUUAAAUUCAGAAGCAGGUCUAAUUGGAAUUGGUAACAUCGAUUGAUCUUUCAGCUCCAACCAUAAUGGUUCAAGAUUACAAUCUAAUUGAUGAUUCAAAAAACCAAUUUGAAUAAAACAACAUCUAUUUAAUCUAAGGAAAUGUAUUGAUUUAUCUGGAUGGAACAAAUUUAACUGAAAUUGCUAGACAUGAGUGUCAUUCAGAGAUUAAACACUUAAUUCCAACCUAAAUUCAUUUAAUUGUCGUAUAUGCUAAUGCUAAAAUUGAAUGGUUGUACAAAUAUAUAACUAACAAUCUGGAAGAUAAAGUAGCUGUACCAUUUAAAGUGAAUAAGAAAUAUAAUUUACAUGAUCACAUAGAAGUCAAAAAAAUAAUGUACAAUCAAUAAUGCACUAAAUUGAUUUGGUUCAUAAGACAAUGCUACUCUCAAUAUAAUCCCUAUGAGGCCUAAGUUGAUUAACAAGAAGAGGAUAAAGUCAUUGACUUGACCCAUGAGAUUGAACCAGUUAAGUUAGGUCCCUAUUAAAAAGGAGUCAUAACAUUUAUAAGAGAAUACAAAUAACAUAAUGUGAUUGUUUGUGGAUCAGAUCAAGGAGUAGUAUUAUUUAUGGAUGUGAUAUCAAAAUAACCUUUGAGUAGCUUUAAUAUUGAAGGCAAAAUCAUUUCUGGGGAAUUGAUAGAACCAAACUUAAUAAUAGGUACAUCAGCAGGAGUAUUAAGAUUUUAUAAUGUUGCUGACAUUCGUUAGCCAGUACUUUUCAAGAUGAUCAAACUCUAUAUUGAUAAAGCUAUAUCGAGUAUAAGUAUAAUUGAUAACAAUUUGGCUGUUUGCAGCAGUGAUUCUCCAACAGUAUUUUUCUUUUAAAAUGAAAAUUUGAUUGGGUUUGUUGAUCUUCCAUUUAAUUGUUAAGCAAUCACUUACGGAAAAGGUCAAUUAUUUUGUAUCUGCUCAUUUUUAUUAUUGAGCAUACCUCAACCAAAAUAAUAAUCAUCUUUGAAAUUGGAAGUGUAAAUAAUGGGAAGAAAGAUUGACCCAGAUUAAACUCUGUUGAUUGUUACACCUUAAUAAGAAGUAAUUACAACUGGAAAGGAUAAGAUCUUUAAAAAAUAUAAGUUUCCUGAAGAAUUAUUAUCGAAAAUGGAUUUAAAAAUGAGAGUUGCAAAUUAACCUCCAGUUGAUGAAUAGGAUGGCCAUCAAUUACCAGCUACAUGCUUGGCAAUUAAGGAUUUUCUAUACUCUUCAGCAAAGGAUGGCACAAUAAUGUUUAGAAGUUAUCAGCAAUUAAAUUAAGAUGUCAGGUUAUUGAGAGGACAUAAUCUGAAAUCAGGUGGUGUCUCUACUAUAUAUGUAUCAUAGAAGUUUAAGAUGAUAUAUUCUGGUGGUUUUGAGGGAGAUUUAUUCUGGUGGACAGGAGAAAAGAUUAGAGGAGAUUCAGAUGCAGCAUAAUUGAUGAAGAGCAAUUACAAUGCCCCUAUGGAAAUUUAGGAUAUGCCAGAUCAGGAAGUCAGAUACUAUUAAUAGGUCUUGGAGAGCGAAUUUCUUGAAUAAUAGGCACCUAUUAGAGAAUAACAAAAAAGAUAGACAAAAGAUCUAUUGAAAUAAAUUCAAACUAAAUUAAAUGCACUCUUAUAAGAAAAUGCUGAGUCUGAUGAAUUAGAAAAAUUAUAAAGAGAUGAAUUUGUUAUUGAUCUAUAUGCUCGAGAUGCUAUUCUAGAGGACGGAAAGAAAUAAUAAUAAGCAUUGAGAGAUUUGGUCAAGAAAGAAAAUGUUAAGUAAGAGAUACUCUAUUAAUUGAUCAAAGAGAGAACUUGGGAUCAGAUUGAAAUUCCUUUGAAAGGUGUUAAUGGAUUGAUUUAACACAUCAUUGUUACCAAUUAUCAUAUUAGAGUUAGACAAUCUGAAGAAACGAGAAAAUUAAAAUUAAUUAGAGAAUUAAGAAAAUAAGAAAUUAGAGAACUCAAAAUUAGAAAACAAUAAGCAAUUAAAGAAGCAUGGAGUAUUGAAGAACAUAUUCAAGAUCCAAAAUAUAUAAUCAAUUCUAAACCUGGUGCUUAGACCAUGGUCUUAAAUGAUUACGAAAAGAAGGAGGAAGUGGCUCCUACUAAGGUUGCUGCUAAGCCUGGUGUUGGAGGUGUUUAAUAAAAUAUCAAAUAAAGAUAAUAAUAAUAAUAAUAACAAUAAUAAUAAGAGGAGGAGAAGAGAUAAGAAGAGGAAAAAUAGAAAGAAUUGGAGAAAUAAUAAUAAUAUGAAGAAUUGACAGAAUGGGAUUAUUUAUAUGGAGUUAGCGAGUUAUUUACUCUUAAUAGAAAGAGAAAUCAAAUGAUAUUGAUUAAUGAUGUGAUAUUUUCAAUGAAAAGAUAAUUUAAUGCUGAGUUUGAAUUGAUCUAAAAAUAGAGAUAAUAAUAAUUGGAUAAUAUUAAUGAAAGAAAUAAGAGAAUUAUUGAAAUUAAUGGAGAAUUGAAGAGAGAUCCUCAAUUACAAUUAAUGAAAAAGAAUAUUUUGGAGGACCCAGAAAAAAUAUUGAUUGUUAAACCAGAAGAAAUAGGAUUCCAAUAAUAUGAGACAAGAGAAAUGAGAGAGAAGAAGGAAUAAGAAAGAUUGAAAGAAGAAGCUCGUUUGAAGGCUUUGAUGGCAGAUGAUUCAGGAGUUAGAGCAGUUAAAGACAUGAUGGGAGGUACCUUGGAAGAAAAGAAGGAAACUCCAUUAGAUGAGAAAUUAGAAGUAGAAGAAUGGAUGAAGAAGAGUCCAGAUGAUAUGACAGAGGAGGAGAGAAUGAAAUUAAAAGAAUUUGAAGUUAGGAAGUAGAAGUUGGAAGAAGAAAAAGAGAAGAUUCGUAAAAACUUAGAAGCUGAACUCAAAAAAUUGAAUAAUGAAAUUACUGAUAUUUGUUAAAGAUUUGAUGAUAAAUUGUUAAUUCUAUUUAGAAGGAAAUUAGAAUAUGAUUAUAGAAUACUUGAAUAAGAAUUAUCAAUUGUAAGAUUGGCAUUAUCUAUUAUUAUCUCAUAAUAGGCUUAAUUGAGAGUUUCAGAAUUGGAGAAAUUGCAUGAUGAGAUGACUGCUCAAUUAAACCAAUUGCAAUAAAUGAAGAAUAAUCUAGAUUAAACUAGAGAUUUGACAUAAUAACAAAGGAAGACUUUGAAUGAUUAAAUUGUCAAUUACUUCAAUAGAGGCUAGACUGCCGGUAUGGAUGCAAACAAAGUUAAGAUCCUUUGGCAAUAUGCUUUUGAAGAUUAGAAGACCAAUGAAAGAGCAAAAUAGGAAUAAGAUGAAAAAUUGUUAAAAAUUCAAAAAUAUAAGGAUGUACUUAUCUAAAUUGAUCCUUUGUUUGAAAAUCAAAAGAAAAUCAUUUCUGCAUAAUUGGAUGAAUAAUUUGAAACCUACUUAUUUGAUAUCCAAGAAAAAGCCAGCAAUUUAUAAGGAAUUGAUUUUGAACAUGUUCGUGAUCAAUUAUUGUAAGUUCUAAGUUAAAGAUUCAGAAUGAAAUUAGAUUAUGAAAAAAUUGAUAAGGAUUCUAAUGAUCUUGAAAAUUUCAAUAAAAAGUUUGAAUAAGAAUUUAAUCAAUUAUCUUCCUAACUCUAAAAUAGUGAAGAAGAUAUUUAGAGUCUACAUAAUAUGCUUGAAAAGAGUAGAUCUAAUAUUGAAGUCAUGUUCAGAUUCAAAUAAGGAUAUGUUGAAAUCAGUCAAGAUAAGCCAGUCCCUAAUUUAUAGGAUGCAGCACUAAUUCCUAGAGAAACUAUUGAGAAAAAGAAUGAUGAAAUCAAAAAGGAAGGAGAUACUAAAAUUGAAUUGAUGAAAGAUAUUAUCAAAAGUAAAUAUUAAGUUGAAAAAAAUGAAUAUGACCUAAAGAAGAGAGAUCUCAUUAUAUAGGAUUUAGAAUGCAAGACUAGAGAAGUCUAAUUGUUGAAAGUUAAAAAAGAAAUGCAAAUUGCUUUAACCAAAGAUGACACCAGAUUGAAUGAGAGAGAACUGGCUAACCUAAAAGAUUAGAUUGAUCUUUUAAAGAGUGCUACUGAUAAGAGAUUAUAGAUUAUUAACAAGAAGAGAGAGAAGAUUGAAAAAGAUAUCGAUUUCAUUAAAAAGGAGAAUCAAUAAUUGAUUGGAUAAGGAGGAGUUUUAUCUGGAAAUGUCAAAUAAUUAUAAGAUAUCUCAGAUAUGUAGAAUAAAAAGAAUGUUAGGUAAGGAGAAGAAUAAUAAGAACCAUAAGAAGACAAAUUUACUUAAAUUGCUCGAAAUUACAGACUAUUUAAGAAAGCCAAGGAAUAGGCCGAAGAAAUCGAGAUUUUGAGAGACGAGCUUACAAAACUUAAAGCUAAGACAUUUGCUAAUUUCUAAUAAGUUCACCGCUGA